GGGUCAAGGAAAAUCGGCAGGCUGGCGCCCGCCCGAGCCCAUCAACUGCACAUACGAUCAAGCCGAGCGAGAGGCUGGUCAAGCACGGACGAAUGGCUGGGAAUUGAGACACUCAGAGCUUGGCCGGAGUGGAGACGAGAAGUGAGACCGGCUGGGGAGCAACGAAGCUCGAUUCGCCAAUGGCGGGACAACACGAUGAGCACGGCGCACAGCUGCAGCAAGCCGUGCUGGGCGAAGAGCAAGCUGGAUGGUCGAUGGGGGAAGCUCCAGGCGAGUCAGCUCCACGCAUCGGGAUUAAUCGAGAGGAAGAAGAGGAGGUGGCAAAAAAGAGAAGAGAGAGAGAUGAAUUGACUCUCUAACCUUCAUGGUUUCUCAGGGAACCGGCACCGAAGAGAUGGGGUUUGCGGUUU
Molecule: messenger RNA, 410 nt
Organism: Aspergillus neoniger CBS 115656
Lineage: Eukaryota; Fungi; Ascomycota; Eurotiomycetes; Eurotiales; Aspergillaceae
Exons: 1
Coding region: 180-359 (59 amino acids)
Source: RefSeq, a predicted model, not a curated record